AUGUCGGACAAAGCGGCGCAUCCUGGUGUGCGAAGCUUGCUGGCCAAAUUCGAGAACAAUAAUCAAAACAGCACCGCCUCUCCACCUCCGCGUGGUCGAUCGCCGAUAGGGUCGGAUCACACAGGAACCUCACGACCUCUUUCAAAGGUUCGCGCAAGUUUCAUAUCUGUGGAUAGGACGUCUCAAGGAAGUCCGGUCUCGGGGCUCAGGAGCCCAAGCAGUCCUAUCGAUGGUGCCGUUCCUCCAUCUAGAGUGAGAAGUUUCAACUCGGAAGACUUCGAAGCGGUUCUUAAGUGCUCAGGCUCCUCGUCUUCUCCGAGCAACAGUUCCAAUGCCGCGGAACAGCCUCGUGUCGAUCAGCCUCCAAAGAAUCCUUCGACCGAACCCCUGAUUAAGGGACAAACAGCAACCCAAACCAGCACUGGUGAUGUCUCCCAGACGGAGAAGACGGCGUCGGCGCCACAUACCGCAACGGAGACAGCCCCAGCUAAGUCAGCGCAGAAGCCGACGAAAACAGUUACCAAGCGACCUUCGAACGUCCAAAUUGGCAAGACUAACUCUGCUACCAAAUCGCCAGCCAAUCCGCGCGCACCAACCUCUUCAGCUAAACCGAGCACCGAAAGGACCUCUAGACCGGCGCACUCUACCAAGACAGCUGCGACGAAGGAUGACCACGCUGCAGCUACUCGUACUGCAACCCACAAGCCGAGUCGAGCAUCUUUGAAUACUACAGCGAAGGCCACCCACCCCGUCCGUGCUUCAAUGCCCGCGCGCGACUCCACCAAGCCAGCCACGACCGAUGACAGAACUACCCGCCCCAAAUCACCGGCCAGGGCCUCUCAACUACCACCAUCGAAGACGACUUCUUCUCUGUCCUCCGCUGCCAAAGGAGGGUCCGGUCCCGGCCUGACGCGGAAGCCAUCCACUCUGAAGAAAGCGGUCAAUGCAAGUCAGUCUCGGGCAACGACACCCACUGCGGCCAGUGUUCGCAAGCAAGCAUCUCGCCCGUCUCUCCCUGCCCAUUCAGGUACCGACCGCCCACAUUCUCGGGUUAGCAACGCAAGCGCCAAGCCGGUCGAUGAUAGCUUCCUCGCUAGAAUGAUGCGUCCAACCGCAAGUUCUGCCAGCAAGGUACAUGACAAAGUCGAAAUCAAAAGCCCUCCUCGAACUUCCAAGUCUGCCAGAGCCCCGAGGACAGUCGCCUCCAAGACCGAUAUCCGAGCAGCUCGGCCGCCGACAGAGAAGACCGAGUCAGAGAAGAAUCAGAGAGGCAAGGCGCAACCUGCUUCCACCCCGCCAGAUUCUAAAAAAGAAUUACAAGCUGCUCCAGUAUUGAAAGAGGUCUCGGAAGGGCAAGAAGUAAAGCCUAAGGCUAAUGUCAAUGACCAAGCGCCCAAGCCAGUCUCGGAAGAUGUUGAGAAGCUUGUCGAGGAACCCUCCACAGCGACCGCUGAUAUUGAGAAGGAGUCCACCGAUGCCUCCAUUGAGCCUGUCACUGCUCCCACUUCAGAAGCGCCGCUUGGAGAGACCGCUUCACCCAAGGUUGAUGAACUAGCUGAACAGCCCUUGGAAACAAUUGCCGAGCAAUCCGCAGAUGUGGAUCAAUCAAAGGCUGGGGAAUUGGCUACUCCCGUCUCUGUUACAGACGUGCCGGAGACAGUCGGAGCUUCAGCGAAGGAUAUUAGCAGCCCUGCCCCCGUUCAGGCAAAGGAACACUUGGCGAGCGAACUUCCAGCGGAACCUGAAAUGGAAAAGCCGGUCGAGCACUCCGAAAUCAUCCCAGCUGAAACGAAAUCAAAGACGGAUGACGUUGUCGCUGAGAUGGAGAAUUUGACUAUCAGUUAA
This is a messenger RNA of Aspergillus viridinutans, 1845 nucleotides long. RefSeq lists its product as uncharacterized. The record is from RefSeq and is a predicted model, not a curated record. Bases 1 to 1845 code for a protein of 614 amino acids. Lineage: Eukaryota; Fungi; Ascomycota; Eurotiomycetes; Eurotiales; Aspergillaceae. The transcript has a single exon.